AUGACGGAUGUUGAGGUUCCCAAUGCCCCUGUGUUGAGUGACGGUGCAAUGGAUGUUACAACAGCUCUACAGAAAGUCUUAAAGACAGCUCACAUUUACGGUUAUCUAAUACAUAGUCUCCAUGAAGCUGCCAAAGCUCUGGACAAGAGACAAGCAGUUUUAGGUGUAUUGACCGAGCACUGUGAUGAAAGAAAUGAGUUCAGGCACUCUGCAAUGAACAUCAUAUUCCACUAA
Pieris macdunnoughi is the source of this 234-nucleotide messenger RNA. Lineage: Eukaryota; Metazoa; Arthropoda; Insecta; Lepidoptera; Pieridae. The record is from the annotation of a GenBank genome assembly.